Molecule: messenger RNA, 629 nt
Organism: Phodopus roborovskii (desert hamster)
Lineage: Eukaryota; Metazoa; Chordata; Mammalia; Rodentia; Cricetidae
Gene: Tex48
Product: testis expressed 48
Exons: 5
Coding region: 1-342 (113 amino acids)
Source: RefSeq, a predicted model, not a curated record
AUGGCAGCCUAUCAAAACCUGGCCUCGAAGAUAUUCUGUUCUUGCUGCCGGAACUGUAAGGAAGCUGUCAUUGAGAGCGUCAAGUCUCCCAGUCAAACCCAAGGGAACCAGCAACCAACCUACAUGCUGGUGAAAUCUCAGAAGAAUGAGUUCAACAAACAAAAUCUCGAGCACACUAAUGCACAGUACCCCAUUGGUCAAGAAAACAGAUACUCUUCCAGCAGCAGUGAUUUUGAAGAGCUGACUGCAUACAACAUACAAACAGGAUACCCUAAAAAACUUCUAAACCGCUACUGCCAGGAACACUGGGCCUUCCAGCCGUGCCUCAUUGGGAGACCCUGAGGGUCCUAGCGGCAGCAUCACAGGGGUUCUGAGCUGUGCAGCUGCUGGAGGGUCUCCAUGAGAAUGAAGAAGGCAGUGGACAGGAUUCAUGAAGUCUGAUUCAGAAACUCCACUGCAGGAGGGAAGAGGUCUGAGCCAUACCUGUGCCACCAGCAUGAGUCACUCCAGCUCCUAACACAGCCAGGGAGGGGGGCUGCCUGCAAUUAAAGUCCUUUGCUGCAUCAGAGGACGUGUCCCUCCUGUUUGUCCCUCCCCCAUACCUUAUAAGUAUCUUAUCAGUUCUUACA